AUGGCUCUCCUAACUUCCUUGCCUCAACACUCCGAUCCCAAGAGCAAAAACAAGCGUAAGCAGCAGCAACAGAAGAAGCAGCAAAAACAGAAACAACCCUCUUCAUGGGACCAAAUCAAAAACAUCAUCACCUGCAAACAGAUCGAAGGGUUCAGAGUGCAUGACCCUUCCAAAUACUCCAAGCUAGGCUCUUCUUGCAGCUCCAUAUGCAGCUUCAGAGAUGUUGUUCAUGGGAACACGCGAGUUGUACACAGGUCUGAUAACUCCUCACCUGAGAGUAGCACACUGGGUCAAGAAACUGGCUUGCUCAGUAGGAAACCGGUCACUGCAACCUCAUCAGCAAGCUCUGUGUCUGGUUCUGCCAAAUCCAACGGUGGAGCAACCUCCACGUCAUCAACUUCCAGAGGAAUGCAAUUUAGAAAACUAUCUGGGUGUUAUGAGUGUCACAUGAUUAUUGAUCCUAGCAGGUUACCAAUUUCAAGGAGCAGUGUGUGUACUUGCUCUCAGUGUGGUGAAGUCUUCCCUAAGAUGGAAAGCUUGGAGCUUCAUCAAGCUGUUCGUCAUGCUGUUUCGGAGCUGGGUCCGGAGGAUUCGGGUCGGAACAUAGUGGAAAUCAUAUUCAAAUCGAGCUGGUUGAAGAAGGACAACCCGAUAUGCAAGAUCGAACGGAUACUAAAAGUGCACAACACCGAACGCACCAUCCAACGGUUUGAGGAGUGCAGGGACACCAUAAAGAACCGUGCGCAGAACAGCAGCAAGAAAAACCCCAGGUGCGCAGCAGACGGCAACGAACUGUUGCGGUUCCACUGCACCACCUUGACGUGCGCACUUGGCGCACGUGGGUCCUCCGCCUUGUGCGCCGCCGUACCUGGCUGCGGAGUGUGCACGAUCAUCAGGCACGGUUUUCAAGGGAAGAUUGGCGGCGAGUGCAAGGUGAAGGGCGUGAGAACCACCGCCAGCAGCGGUAGGGCCCACGACUCGGUGGUGUGCGGUGAGGGCACCAGAAGGGCCAUGCUUGUGUGUCGCGUGAUUGCGGGGAGGGUGAAGCGCGUGGCAGAAGACGCGCUGUCGGAUGAGGAAAAUCUAUCAGUUGCGUCAUUCGAUUCCGUAGCUGGCCACGCUGGAAUCUACUCGAAUCUCGAGGAAUUGGUUGUUUUCAACUCAAGGGCUAUCCUUCCUUGUUUCGUGGUGAUUUAUAAGGUUCUUUCGGUUCUGCCAUGCACACGCAUGACGCAUGACCCAACCAUGAUGAUGGAAGGUGGAGGUGGAACCCAGUUUGAUGUCAACCUUGUGAAUAUCCUUGUCACUGCUUAA
Abrus precatorius (Indian licorice) is the source of this 1314-nucleotide messenger RNA. RefSeq lists its product as uncharacterized. The record is from RefSeq and is a predicted model, not a curated record. Bases 1 to 1314 code for a protein of 437 amino acids. NCBI's taxonomy places the organism in Eukaryota, Viridiplantae, Streptophyta, Magnoliopsida, Fabales, Fabaceae. The transcript is spliced from 4 exons.